AUGGCAGAUGAUGCACCUUCCGCGGCCACAGACGUUCGAAAGUGUGCCCCCACCAACUCGCAACCUCUCAUCGGUCCUGGCCAUCGUGGCAAGCAUGCCGACCUCUGCGAACAUCUUCACAGGAAGCAGGUCGCUGAGCUCUCGCACGUCUCGGAUCGUGGCACUGGCAUUCUCGGCUGGUUCAGCACUACAGCUUUGGAGGUAGCCUACUACUUCUUGGUAUGGCUCCCUCGAACCUGGUGGAACACUCUGACCAGCUUGCCCGCCCUCCUCCUUGACCCAGUCGGCCUGUGGAGUACGCUCACGUUCGCCGUUGCAACCACAUUCAUUCUCUUCAUCGGUUCGAUCGUGAGUGCUGUAUGGAGGCUCCCCGUUGUUCAGUCCGUCUGGCGACCUCUCUCUGCUAAGAAGGACAUUGGCCUUGGCAACUAUGCAUACCCUCUCAUCUUCGAAUUUGGAGCCGACCCUCAGAACAAGCUGAUUCGCGAUGCAGCUUUCGCAGUCAUGUCUGAUCCGACCGGAACUUUUGCUCGACCUUCCAGCGAUCAAGAGCGCACCUUUGACCUCGAGGUCUCUAAGCUCCUCAUGAUGCUCUCGGCUCUUGUCUACGAGCGAGACGUUGGUGCCUAUCACGAUGCUGCUCGCUCAGUGAGUCGUAGCAAAAAGAUGAAAAAGUCGCUUGUGGUCGGACAUGACACCCUUACCGACGCUGGCAAAGAUGCCUACAAAAAGCUCGGUACAGCUGAUCGCAAAAUCAACAAGGUUGCCAACAAAUGGGGUCUCAACUACGCCAGCAUCUCGGAGCUGGCCACCAACACUUCUCCCCUGUGCGGUGCCUUCUGGCAUCCGGACUACAACUUCAUCAUCCUCGCAUUCAAAGGUACCAACCCGGUCGAAUUCAAAGAAUGGGCUAUCGACUUUACCUUUGACUACACGGAUGGUCGCGCUUGGCUUCCUGGCUUCACAAAGAUCCAUGCCGGUUUUUACAACCAGAUCUUCCCACAGAAGCUCAACCACGCCACAGGUGCCUUCCCGUACUCCGAGAUCCGCUCUUCACUUAUCGAGAUCGUCAAGGAGAUUCGUGCCACAUCCUUCCGCAACCAUGUAAACCUCUACGUCACAGGACACAGCCUCGGUGCCGCUCUUGCCAGCAUCUUCUAUUCCCGCGCUAUCGCCUCCCCUAAAGACUUCGGCCUGAAUGAUGAUGGCGGCAACCAGGUGUAUGUCCGAGACGCCUAUUGCUUUGGUACGCCCAUUGUUGGUGACCCUGAUUGCAUCUCGGCGUUCAAUCAAGCCGUGCACGAUAGAGACCUCGACCACCCGCAGACGCUCUGGCGUGUCACGAACCGCCGCGACGCUGUUGCCACUUUACUCCCAGACUUUGGCGACUACAACACCCUCAGGCACAUCAGUUCGAUCAGUCAGCUUCACUUUGCCCAUGUUGGUCAGGAAGUCCAACUUACCAACGACACUCGAAAGGUCUACACUGGACCUGGCACUAUGCUUCCCGAGCAGACUCCAGUCAACAUCAUCUCGCACUUGGACCGCGGAGGCGAUGGUCCCGAGGUCGUCCUCCCGCCUAUCUUCAUGGUGCUGGAGCGUGUUCCCUUUGUGCGUCGCCUCGUUGCGCAUCUGCCCUCGUCAUAUUGGGACCGACUCACGAAGGUGCACGCUGAAUACAACGUUGAGUAUAUCGGCUGGCACUGA
Messenger RNA from Ustilago hordei, 1707 nucleotides. RefSeq lists its product as uncharacterized. NCBI's taxonomy places the organism in Eukaryota, Fungi, Basidiomycota, Ustilaginomycetes, Ustilaginales, Ustilaginaceae. The coding region runs from base 1 to 1707 and encodes 568 amino acids. Gene Ontology annotation, biological process: lipid metabolic process. The transcript has 3 exons. The record is from RefSeq and is a predicted model, not a curated record.